CAACUGUCGCCUGUCGGUAAAUUUCUUUACUUAUUAAAACAGCGUGGAAACAAGUAGGUCUCAAUUUUAAAUUGAAUUCCUUUUGAAUAACAACGUUAUGGGUAACGUACAAGCUUCAUCCAAUUUACCACCGAUGCCGCCGAAUAUGACACCAAUUCCGCCACCCACGACACCACAAAAGCUGCCUCCCGAAAAUCGCAUCGAAAACCCCGGAUCGGUUGAAGAGCUACACAAGAAAUGCAAAGAACUGUUUCCUAUGACCUUUGAGGGCAUCCGACUUGUCAUCAAUAAAGGACUGAGCAAUCAUUUUUUCGUUAGUCACAGUCUUCUCAUAGGAGCAACCAGUCAAACAUCAAACUACAAAUUUGGAUCUACAUUUGUAGGUACCAAUCAGGUUGGACCUGGAGAUUUCAGUCCUCUUUUGAUAGGUGACAUUGAUCCCCGUGGAAAUAUUUCUACAAAUGUUAAUGUACAACCCUGGGAUAAUGUCAAAAUCAAACUUAAUACUCAGUUUCAAGAGUUCAAAACAAAUGGAGUUCAAACAACUGCUGAAUAUAGAGCAGACAGAUAUACAGCUACCUUGUGCUUAGUCAAUCCUGAUUUAUUCAAUUAUACAGGAAUUUAUAUUUCUCAGUAUUUAUAUGCUUUGAAUAACAAAACAUCAGUAGGUGCUGAAGUCAUUCACCAACGCAGUCCACAAAUUCCAAAUGGGCAUAUAACAGUAUUUAAUGUCUUGGGAAGAUAUAUAUAUGAUGAUGCUACCACAAUCAGUACUACAUUGAGUUUUACGGGGUUGCAAUGCUGCUAUCAUUUCAAAGCUAGUGAGCAACUUCAGUUUGGUGUAGAUCUUGAAGGUAGUCUUUUACAACGAGAUAUCAAUGCAACUUUUGCAUAUCAAGCACAAAUUCCUAAGUCAGAUAUCAACAUUAAAGGUAGCAUAGAUAGAAAGUGGAAUGUAAGCACGACACUGGAAAAACGUUUACACCCAAUGCCAUUUACAUUUGCAUUGAGUACUAUGUUUUCUCCUGCCAAACAUCAAUUAAGAAUGGGAGUUGGAUUUUUAGUCGGUUAAUUUAUACAACAUUAAAUUUUGAUGUAGUCGUAAACAUUUUGGACAUUUUUUUCAUUCCCACUUGUUAUAUAAUAUAAUAUAUUGUGUUAUUAUUGAUUAAAUUCAAUAAUAAUGUAUACCUCUAAAAUAUAGAAUUAUUCUCAGAUUAUAUCUAGUAGAUGUAAACAAAAUUACAACUGUUUCAUGCCAUUUAUGCAUUUGUCGGAAGUUAACAAACUGCAAAUAAAGACAAAAUAUGGCAUAGAAAUGGAAUUCAAAAAUAAUUCUUUAAAUGCUUGAAAAUAUAAGACAAAAACGUUUUGCAAUUUUGAAAUUUUUAGAAAAAAUUAUUAUAAAUUCAUAUAAAAAUAGAAAUAGUGACAUUACUUACUCUUUUGACUGAAAUAAACACCCCUUUUUUAAUUUAAUGACCAUAUUAAUAGUAAAAUAAUAAACAAUCAAAUAAAUUCCAAAUUGCCAGCAAUAAAGUAAAUAAUUUAUUAUAAAUAAAAUAUAAGUUCAUUUGUUUUUUAAUUAUAUAAGUGUAUCAAAGUCCUUUCCAAAUAAUGUAUUUAAUUCAUUUUUCUUUUCUGUUUGUAGUCCACACUGAAAAAAAAAUUAUGUAUUUAAAUUUAUUAUGAGACCACACUCGAAAAUACAUAUAAUUUAUAAUAUUAUGUACCUUGCAAUUAAUUUUUUUUUUAUAUUUGAUUUUUUUACUUAUCUAAGUAAGUUGUUUGUUUAGCUAUUUCUUAUAACAAAUGUUAAAUAAUUCAAAUCUUAAUUCAAUAAAAGGUAAUAGAAUGUGAACAAA
Molecule: messenger RNA, 1865 nt
Organism: Acyrthosiphon pisum (pea aphid)
Lineage: Eukaryota; Metazoa; Arthropoda; Insecta; Hemiptera; Aphididae
Product: mitochondrial import receptor subunit TOM40 homolog 2
Exons: 5
Coding region: 98-1072 (324 amino acids)
Biological process (GO): protein import into mitochondrial matrix
Cellular component (GO): mitochondrial outer membrane
Molecular function (GO): transmembrane protein transporter activity
Source: RefSeq, a predicted model, not a curated record